Molecule: messenger RNA, 729 nt
Organism: Bombyx mori (domestic silkworm)
Lineage: Eukaryota; Metazoa; Arthropoda; Insecta; Lepidoptera; Bombycidae
Exons: 5
Coding region: 290-610 (106 amino acids)
Source: RefSeq, a predicted model, not a curated record
UUCGUCAAAUGAAAUCUGGUCACACUGUAUAUUUGUUUGUAUUUAAGAAAUCAAAAUUUGUACCUACAUACCUACACCUACUGUAGUUAAUAGUUAUUGGAGGAAUUAAUGUAUUGAUGUCUUUAACUCCAAUGUAGAACGGUCUAUAGUACAUGAUUAUAUAAAUAAAACACGAACACUAAUAUACCUACCACAUGACCUCUAUCUAGUUAAUACAAUCGAACAAUAUAUUCGUAAAGAAACAGAGUACAUACUACUAAUUUAAAGCUAUUUAUUUAUAUUGUUAAUAAUGAAUAAUUCCGCUGCUAAGGUUGGCGAAAUUUUCACUGAAGCUGGCGCCGCUUUUAACAAAUUGGCAGAAAUGAUAAUGCUUCUUCAUCCAAUAGCUGAAACUACACCAAGUGUGCAGGCGAAAACCCCAGUAAAGCGAAAGGCUACAGAUGAAAAAUAUGCACCAAGCACAUCGGGUCAACACACCGUCCACACAUCUAUUUCACAACAAGUUACUCUCAAUAUGCUGAAUGCUCCUGAACCAGAAAUGGAAGUUGAAAGCCUGGGUGGUGAUGUCAAGUUAGAGUUUGAGCCGAGCACAGAGGAAAUUGUCACUUAAAGAGGCAAAUUUGAGUAAUUUAGUGAAGGUAAUGAUGUCAUUGAUACCUAUGUAAAUAUUUUUUCUAAGUUUGUAAAUUAAGUUAGACUAAGUAAGAUUUUAUUAAAAAAUUAUAUCAA